UCGACGUUAACAUUGACUUGCGCAUGUGCAACACUUUCCCCUGCUUCUCCAAUUAACAUUACAAUACUAAAAACUACUUCCUCGCCAAUGACUGAUGAAGUUUGGCUACUUGCUAGAAAGGUCAACACGAGCAAUCGCACCCCUUGCAUCAUCUAGACUACGUGGGACGAAAGAAUCGCAUGCCGGGACCCCGGCAAUAACCAAUGCCACCCGCGCGCAAGCCCGGCAGCAGGCGGAUGAGAGGCGCGUGUGUACAAUGUGCACGCAGGAAACGUAAGUGUGACCACAAGCGCCCUCACUGUUCUCAAUGUUUGAAGCAUGGUGAAACGUGCGAGCCGCAAAUCUUCAAAUCGUGGAAUGCUACGCUUUCACCUAGUGCUACAGCCCAGCAAACAGGACGGUCUGAAUGGGAGCUCCCUCCACAAAAUGACAUCCAAGAUGUCAUUCAGAAUGUUGACUCGGGCCUGAGUGGAGCACUCACUCCGGCCCCAAGUUCGGAGUCACCCACAGCAACUGUGCUCGAAAGCAUCGGAGACAUUGCGGAUACUACUGUUCAUCAGGAAUCUGGAACAGACUGGCAAAGCCAACUGUCGUUCACCAACGAGCUGUUUGCUACGUCCUCGAACACUUUCAUUCAGCCGAUCGAAAACUUGUCGACCACCGAUAUUUCACUGAUAGAUCAUGUCGUGGACCCUUUUUUUGCCGCCGCAGCAAGGCCUUAUUCAGAUUCCCUGAUGCCCUCUGCGGCUGUAGCAUCGGCUCCUACCUUGGCUCCAGGUCUUUUGUAUUGCCCAAUACCGUGGCCAGAUGACAUGCUGGCUUCGCCUAAACGACAAUUCCUGUGGCAGUAUUUCCUCCAAUCUAUAGAAGCCAACGGCUUGUGUGUUGAUUGGGAGGACGUCGGGCAUAUGCCUGGUUUCCAGGACCCCUUUGUUGUCACCAUACCUCAUCUAGCCAUUACUAACCCCGUCCUUCGGGAGGCUGUUCUGACAUUUAGCAUGUUCCAGUACAAUGCGCUCCAAAACCAGCUGACGUUCGACCGGCUGAUGGUGAAUGCUUGGCGGAGCGCUUGUCAAGGACUGCGAGCUCAGCUGACUACAUUACAUGAAGAGGAUGGAUGGGGUGUUUUGUCCAUGAUAUCUGCUUGUUGCCUAUUGCACUGGUGUGCCCCAGAUAAAAGGGAAGAGUUCCUCCGGCUUGCAGCCAAAUUAGCGGUCAUUUUCUUGAAGCGGUCACGAUCUUCCACGAGUAUUCCAAGUGUCUAUCGCGAGUCAAUUCUAACUAGUUUCCGUUGGACAACCAUCUCAGCUCUCUGCUCGUUACAGCCGCCUUCGAGGGUUCUUAGCGAUGAGGUAUGCGACAUUGUUGAACUGGACAGCCACGAGAUUGUGCAAAACUAUUCUUCGCCUUUCCAAAGUUGGAUCAGUCACCCCAUUUACGCCUUUUCGGCACGAUUGGUGAACCCUUUGCUCAGAAUAGGUCACUUAGCCGAGCUCCAAUUAUCACGACAGAGAGACAAGGAAGAUAUUCCAGACGAAUCCCUGGAGCUGAGGAUCGUCAAUCUCGAGGAAACACUCCUCAGUGCGCGCGAUACCGAGCUCGAUGUUAUCACAUCGCCCACCGGGGCUACUGACCCACUGGCUGUGGCAUCGCUUAAUGAGGCAAUGCAUGCAGCUAGCGUCAUACUCUUCUACACACGCUUCCGUGGUCUGCCUUUCACGGCGCCGUUAAUUCGCCGGCAAGUCCAGAUUGCUGUUAGUGAAAUUUGUAAAACCCGCGUUGACUCACGGGUGUCGUACGCUGUGGUGUUCCCGCUAUUCAUUGCCGGAUGCGAAGCAGUUGAUUCCCAAGUCCGGGACAUCAUAGCCGAUAGAAUUCGUACACCUAAGGGUUUGUUUUUUGAUCGUGGGGAUAUUGCAGCCGCGUUACGUCAUAUCUGGGAAAUCAGGGAUCUCCAUCCGGGCUUGACCUGGCCUCAUUGGGUUAACAAAGGUAUGCGCCGAAUCUGUCACUGACCAAACAUUCUCCUUCAGUUAUGUUUGGAGCAGUUUAAAUUUUGGUGUUUCUAUUGGUUGCAGGCUGACUGGAAAACUAGUUGAACCACAAUUCAGGAUUG
Molecule: messenger RNA, 2116 nt
Organism: Truncatella angustata
Lineage: Eukaryota; Fungi; Ascomycota; Sordariomycetes; Amphisphaeriales; Sporocadaceae
Product: fungal-specific transcription factor domain-containing protein
Exons: 2
Coding region: 204-2015 (603 amino acids)
Biological process (GO): positive regulation of transcription by RNA polymerase II
Cellular component (GO): nucleus
Molecular function (GO): zinc ion binding; transcription cis-regulatory region binding; DNA-binding transcription factor activity, RNA polymerase II-specific
Source: RefSeq, a predicted model, not a curated record